AUGGGUCGUAGACCGCCCAACUCUGACUACGCCCACAUUCUCGCACCCGAGGAUGAGGAACUAGCACGAGCUGCAGGACCAGACGAGCACUCGCAUUAUCAAGACGAGUCGUGGGAAGGAGAUGAGGAGGAGACCGUCUAUGGUGGAGAAAACCGCGACCGUCAACAUGCACCGGUGCAGCUUCUUAAACCUACUCCCAAACGACGGUGGAAAGGCCUCUGGAUCGGUGUCGGCGUGGUUGCAUACUUCCUCUUAGUGUGGCAGAUCUGGGGAUUGGUCCAUUGGUCUGAAGCUCCGGUGCUCAAGGUUUUGACGACCAUGCCCGUCUUCAGCACCUCCCUAGGCUGUCUCGCGGAAUCGGAUGCGCCUUUCACACAUACGGAGACGAAGAGUAUCCCAAUAGGAACUGAACGUUCUGAUCUCCAGUUUGAUAUCCGUGGAGGUGCUGUCGGCACUCUCACGCUGACCCGCCUCGAAUCUGCCUUCGCCUCCGGAAACCCUCACGAAGUAACCAGGAACGAAGUCGAGAUGGAUCUCAUCAUGCGCUCCAACAACGCCACCCUCGCCAAACACUUUGUCUUCUAUGAACCGCCCGUCAACCCCGACGGCUCUGUCGACGCCUCCCACUUCGUCCUCUUCACCCCACAUGCAGAUUACAUCCAACCUCCCCCGUCGAACGAGACCAAUGAACCACUCGGCGAAGACUUCGUACCACAGUGCAUGCGUUUCGACGUCGUGUUGCGUAUCCCUUCGACGCUGAAGAAGUUGCAUGUGAGCACGUAUGGACCGACGCAUCUAUUGUUUGAUUCAUCGAUGGAGAUACCAGAAUGGGAGGAAGAACUGCAUUUGGAGGAUAUGAAGAUUACCAUGUUCGCUUUCGACAAGCGGAAUCUACUGGUGAUGAACGAUAACGGAGAGAAGGAUGGAACGAGUAUCAGGAGUAAGAGAAUGACGUUAGAGGCGCAUGGGGGUUGGAUUACGGGGAAUAUCCCGAUCAUGAAGAGGACGGAGAUUCUCGCUCGAGGCGCUGCUGUCACUAACGUUCGCGUUCAGCCACUCCCUGCAUCCUACUACGAUUCGGAUGCACCAGAAGACGAUGUCGCAGAGCUUUUGACUGUCGCUGGGACCGGACGUGCGGAUAUCAUCUACGAGCAUCAAGAGCAUGAACCCCAUAGGAGGAUCAAGAGCGAGCAUUAUGCGAUAGAUGCGGGAAGGGAGACCAUGAGUUUGAGGUAUAGAAAGGCAGGGCUUAAUGGUGUGGUGAAUGUGAAGGCGAUGCAGGUUCAGGUGAAGAAGAUUGACAGCACGCUUGUGAGCGGGGCGCUUGCGAAACAGGGAGGGAAGGUCGUGGUGGGGAAGAAGGCUGGCGGGGACUCCGUUGUGAUCAACAGUCCGGCCGGUUGGGUUGGGCUUCACGUAUAA
Stereum hirsutum FP-91666 SS1 is the source of this 1422-nucleotide messenger RNA. RefSeq lists its product as uncharacterized. The record is from RefSeq and is a predicted model, not a curated record. Bases 1 to 1422 code for a protein of 473 amino acids. Lineage: Eukaryota; Fungi; Basidiomycota; Agaricomycetes; Russulales; Stereaceae. The transcript has 5 exons.